This is a messenger RNA of Malassezia pachydermatis, 1137 nucleotides long. RefSeq names its product Secreted Phosphoprotei. Lineage: Eukaryota; Fungi; Basidiomycota; Malasseziomycetes; Malasseziales; Malasseziaceae. The transcript has 3 exons. Gene Ontology annotation, cellular component: Set1C/COMPASS complex. Bases 1 to 1137 code for a protein of 378 amino acids. Gene Ontology annotation, biological process: positive regulation of DNA-templated transcription. The record is from RefSeq and is a predicted model, not a curated record.
AUGGACGACGAGGUGCGUCUACGCGACGCGCCCAAGCGCAAAGACGGCACACGCGAAAGCACGCCGCUUGAUCGCGAUGUGAAGCGCGCUGGCCGAGCUGCGGCGCCGCCGACGACGACGACGACACCUACUACCGCCUCGCCGGCGCCCGAGUCUGACGUCCAGUUGUACUGCUUGUGUCGUGAGCAAUUUGAGGAUGAACGCGUGAUGAUUGCAUGCGAUCGAUGCGACGAAUGGUACCAUGCAGCAUGCGUUCAUAUCCGCGAAGACGACGUCGAUCGUAUUGACGUGUUUAUUUGCCCCAUCUGCGAGCCACACACCGACGAACGCACGUCGUACAAGGCGCCAUGCCAACGUGUCGGGUGUACGCAGCCAGCCCGCCUGCCUCUCUCCAAGUUCUGCUCGGACUCGUGUGGCCGCGCAGCCAUUCUCGCGCGAUUGCAGCAGCGCAAGGAAGGUCGUACGCCAGAAGGACGAGCGCGAUUCGCGAUGCCGACGAUAUCCCCACCCGCGCCUUGUGGCGUGACGAUCUGGUCCGAUCCUAGCGUGCUUACAGACGCUCCGCGCACGCUGGAUGCGGCGUGGAUUGAGCAUCUACGUGCAUCGCUGCAUCCACAGACCCUCGUGAUCCCGCCAGGGCAAAGUGUCGGCGCCUACGUACGCGAUCAUGCCACCGUACUGGCCACAGCUACGUACGAAGCUGCGCGUCUCACCUCGGAACUGGCGGCGCUGGAGGCUCAGCAGGCCUCCGUGCAUGCUACGUUGGAUUUGCUGGGCGUGCGCAGCAAGCUUUUGCAAGUGCUGGAAGAUCAGCAGUCGUCGCUUCCCCCGCCGAGCGACGGCUCAGGGCCUUGCUGCGGUUUCGAUGCACGGCUGUGCUGGGACGAUGAGCCCUUCGCCGCCUGGGUCGCUUCGCCAGAAGGCCGGGCUCUCGUAGCGGACGAGACUGUGGAGAGUCACCUCGAUAUGGUAUGUCUCCUCGCCAAGCGACGUUGCAAGCGCCAUGCCGACUGGUCGGCCAUUCGUGGCGCGGAGCUGGACGUCCUGCGCGAAGCGCAUACGUCGCAUCUGAGCGCCCUCGCCGAGCGGAUUCAGCACGUCCGCGUGGCGUUGCAGCGUGUCGCAGAUCAGACGUGA